Messenger RNA from Purpureocillium lilacinum, 3543 nucleotides. RefSeq lists its product as uncharacterized. The record is from RefSeq and is a predicted model, not a curated record. Lineage: Eukaryota; Fungi; Ascomycota; Sordariomycetes; Hypocreales; Ophiocordycipitaceae.
AUGCUCCCCGCUGCGCUGGUCAGCGUGUAUCGACAGUACAAGGACGACACGGACGCGGUCGCCUCGUGGCUUGCCUCCACGGCUGACGCAGCGGGCUGCCCUGAUGAGCUGCUCCCCGAAGGCGUCAGACUCCAGAGACAGAUGCAACAGCAAAACCAGCAGCAACAGCAGCCGAAGACGAAGAAUAAGCCGGUAACGUGCAGGGGGAAGGGCAAGCCAAGGAGGAAGACCAAGGCGAGAGCAGCUCCGGAAACAACCACCACCGCUGUCGACGCCGGCAGCAACAACCGACACACCAUCCGCAUCAAGGCCUUCGUCCCGCUUGCAGAGCACAUUGUCUCUUCCGGGGCUGUUGCGUCGGUGCCGGCCAGGGUCUGGGCCGUGCUGAAGCGCGUCAUCAGGGCGCGGGCGGCGUUUGGAAGCAAGCUAACGAGACAUGGCGAGGAGCUGUCCCCGGACGCGCAGCGUACGCACGAGUUUUUCGUGGAUGUGCUCUGCCGAGUUCGCGACGUGCUUGACCCGCUGGUUCCGGCGGCACCAGCGGACGACCAUCAGAGUCACGACAAGGAGGGCACCAACGAGUAUGCCAGCAACAGGUUCGCCGGCCUCAAGGUGUACGAGCCGUCGGAUGAGUUCUUGAAUACACCGGUACCUCCUCGGUCGGACAAGGAAGCCGUCAACAACACGAAAUAUGAGGUCGAGGACCCGACGUCGUGGCAGGAUGCCCUGUUUGCGUAUGCCAUGCUUGUCCAGGAUGUCAGCAAGAUUCGCGCUCAAAUCGUCGGCAUCUGGGCUCAGUCCAAGGCCAAGUUCGAUCCCAUGGCCGCUGCCAUUGCCACCGACACCGCCAUAGACUUCGCCCGUGGAGUCAUGGCCGAUGUGCUGCCGCUGCUGGACGCGCAUGGCGGCCUCUUGCACGUAGCGCGUCAAUACUACCUCGCCACAUGCCUCGCAGAAGGCUACGACCCAGAGGACCUCAAGUGCUCUGCGAAGGACCCUAUAAAUUUCGACACGUUGGGCGUUGCGGAGGUGUGCUUUUGCACGGCCAUUCUCCACGUCAGCGCCAUCCACAAACUCAGCCAGUCUGACGAACUCUUGACCUCAAGUCGGACCGCCUUCGAUUUUGACAAGCCGUCGCGAGAACGGGCCACCAUGAGCAAUGAGGACAAGUUUCUGGAGGACUUUUAUCUUGUGAGGGAUCAUUACUGCGAGGCGCUGGCUGUGUUGCGCGGUGUGCCCUCAUACCCCGUCCGCGACGAGUUCAUUCGCAGCGUGGGUGAGAUGGAGAAGACGGGCUCCGCGACGUUCCGCGCGGCCUUUGCGGCUCAAGUCUUCCUUGACAUAUACCAUUGUCUGCGCUCUGAGGCUGUCGAUGUUUUCAACCAUUUGAUACGGCAGAUGGUCCACAUGGCGACCCAGCUGGAGCUUCAUUUCGACUUCCAUCACGGCGCGGACAUCAGACGUGGCUCCGCACGCGCCACCAGCGAUGAGGCCCUUCGAAACAUACUCGAACAGAUCAAGUGGCUAUGGAAGGACCCCGUGUUGGAGUUCAAGAAGGAGGCAUACCGAGGGCAAAACGUGCAACGGCUGACCUGGCUGCAGCCUCACAAGAUGCUCCAGCGUUCCCCCGUCUUGAGCGGCCUGAUGCUCUAUCACAUCAGGACAAGACUGUACAGAGCAAGCUUCGACAUGAUCAACGCAUGGGAGUCCAUAAUCCAGGCGACCCAUCUCUAUAACGCACUCAGGCGGGAACGCCUAAUUGGAGUCUGGGCCGACUUGGAGGCAGCCGGGGCGAGGAUCAAUAUUUUGGACUGCUUCGUCGGCCGGGCACCCACUUGCCCAGUUGGCUAUCUACGGCGCUGGAUUAUGCAGAUGGGCAUUUCGCUAACCACCAUAAAGGACCCCAUUCGACUCAGAGGCUGGAUGCUUAUGCCGAAGAAAUCUCGAGCUGGCAGCCGGGGCAUCAAGACCCGAGUCCCCGUCUCGUCCAUGUUCGAAGGGCGGUAUUUGAGAAACGUCGAAGCGCUGGACUGGACGCUCGGGCAAAUCGAGGACAUAAUCGCGCGCACUAGUUAUACCAUGACUGACGAGCCGCGGCGACCUGGUAAUCCCGGAUACGAUUUCCUUCAAGUAUACGACUUCAGGCCUGGACCAGGGGAAGACCUCGACCAACACCUGCAGACCAUGCUUCAAAGCCUGGGCCACAAAAAUGCAGCCGGCGAGGUCAAAGUCACUCCGGAGCAGCUCGUGCUGUCUCUCGCUCGCUCGCUGCAGACGGAGGCAUGGGACCUGGCCUUCCCGUAUCUGCAGGCACAUCGUCGCUGUUGGACGUUUCUGCGAGCGGUCAAUCUUUCCCGCCUCCCGCUGCUGCAUCUUGCUGGCCCCGUGCCACAGUACUUGACGCGCGAAGACGGAAUGGCGUGGAUUGUGGGAUGGAUUCUCUGCGGCGGGACCACUGCGAGGAGGGUUUUGGGCCUGGAGCACGGGCUGUACCUCACCGCCGCGAACACCAUCAACGACCUUGUCGCGGCGGGCAAGGGCUCCAUUCUGACCGGCACCUGCUCGGAUCAAACAAACACCUUCAACUCUUCCUUUUUUGCUGCCUCACUGUGCAGCCGCCUCCGCCACCCGAAACCCUGGAAAUCAAAUUCAACACGCAACGACACAACCGCAAUCGAAAUGUCGCGCCUGCGCAUCAUAUGGCUCAUCAUGGCCGUCGUGGCGAGCCUCACCACCGUCCUCGGUCUCGAGCAGUGUGCCGAAGACUGCUUCUCCUCCUUCGGCAGCUCUGGCAGCAGCGAGGGCAACUGCAACGCAACCGACACGGCGUGCCAGUGCCGCGACAAGAACUUCAACGACUUCAUGCCGUGCUGCCUGUUUGACGCGUGCUCGAGCAGCGAACUCCAAGUGGUGCCCGCCAAAGUCAAAAAGGCGUGCGAACAGGCGAGCGUGCACCUCGAUGUGACGGACACGGACUGGGAGUGCAUGCCGAGACUCGAUGAGCCGACCACGAGCGUGCCUCAGAUCCCGAGUUUGGUGCUGCCCACGAGGAGCAUUCUCACACCCGCGGAGUCGACCAUCGCUAGCUCGACGGCUACUAUGUCUAUGACGACGACCACGACAGCGGAGGCGGCGUCGACAACCGAGCGAACAGUCACAAGGGCUUCUAUUUCCUCAAAGACCGACUCCGUGUCAAUGACUGUGUCGAUGACUGAAAGUGCAUCCCCUACGUCGACAACCGAAGGCGACCAGACUCGGGGUGGCCCUUCUCCGCUCACUGUCGGGCUCGGCGUGGGCUUGGGUGUCGGCGUUCCCGUGCUCAUCGCCGUGGCAGGCCUCGCGCACAUCUUGCGCCUCAUCAAACAUCAGGGCCAAGAUGGCCCUACCUCAGACACGCCGCUGUGUGGAACUGAGAAGGGUUACAAUGAAGCUACUGCGACAAGGACGGACGCUACCUACGGCCCGGGAGAGCUGCUCGGCGAUUCUACACACAAGCAGGAGCUUGCGGGUACGCCGCCAGUCAUGUACGCGGAGCUCCCAUGA